Molecule: messenger RNA, 5739 nt
Organism: Oncorhynchus gorbuscha (pink salmon)
Lineage: Eukaryota; Metazoa; Chordata; Actinopteri; Salmoniformes; Salmonidae
Product: growth arrest-specific protein 2-like
Exons: 8
Coding region: 191-1537 (448 amino acids)
Biological process (GO): actin crosslink formation
Cellular component (GO): actin filament
Molecular function (GO): microtubule binding; actin filament binding; cytoskeletal adaptor activity
Source: RefSeq, a predicted model, not a curated record
GCGGUAGCCUACGUUCUUAUUGUACAUUUUCCAUUUAGCGGACCUGAGAAGAUAACCUGUAUGUGAUGUUUGGUGCUGCUGUGCCGACAUCCAUACUUAUUAAGUUAUUAAGUCUCUUUGUUGAUUCUUACUGGGGGGAUUUAUUGAACAGUUUUACUUACUCAUUGACACUGCAAAAGAGGAGGGAACCAUGAACAGUCCGGUAGAAACAGAGGACGACCAAUACAGUCCAAUACAUCACACUGGGCUCGGAAUAUGUUGCCUCCUCAGUCCCAAACAGCACCACGAUGGGCCUGGUCUGGAGAGCCCACAGCAGUACACCAAAUGGCUCCCCAGCCGCCACGAGGCCAGCCUGCUGCCCAUGAGAGAGGACCUGGCUCUCUGGCUCAACAUAUUUCUAGACUCUGGGGUCACGGCUGACAGCCUGAUGGACAGGCUGGAUAAUGGGGUUCUGCUGUGCCAGCUGGCCGAGGAGCUACAGGAGAGGAUGAUCCAAGCCAGCAAUGGCAAGCCCUUCGUCCGCAGGGGGAUUAAUUGGCGAGCUGAUGCUGCUUCUGGCUCUUUCUUUGCCCGGGACAACGCUGCCAACUUCCUCUACUGGUGUCGGAAGAUUGGUGUGGAUGAGACUUACCUGUUUGAGUCUGAAGGUUUGGUGCUCCACAAACAGCCUCGGGAGGUGUGUCUCUGUCUUAUGGAGCUGGGAAGGAUUUCAGCCAGGUAUGGUGUGGAGCCCCCAGGGUUGGUGAAGCUGGAGAGAGAGAUAGAGAGGGAGGAGGGAGGGUCUCUCACCCCAUCGUCACCUCUGGCCUUCCCCUCACCCACAACUCUUCCCUUGAUCUUACCGCUGCUCCGUGCACCUACACCCCCUGCUUCUGUAACCCCACCUCCCAGUCCAAGCCCACCCCCUUCCCCAGCCCCAAUAGACCCUACACCUGCAACUUCCAUCUCAUCCUCGUCAACCACCACUAGCACAACUUCCACUCAAACCUCAUCUGUUAUCACUGUCACAACCUCCACUCAGACACCUCCCACAACACCAACCACAGAUCCUAUCUCAGCCCUGAGCCUUAUAGAGACCCCGGUCUCCCCAUCUCCACCACUGCCGUCACCUCCAACCCAAACCUCACCCUCCCCCUCACCUAAGUCCAAGGCGCGUUGUCCAAGCAAAUCAUCUGCUAAGAAGACUCCAAGCACAUGCAACAUGUUGGAUGACAUUGUGAGAAACAUUAUCAGGGACACGCCAUGCAGCUGCCCCACUAAGUUCCCUGUGGAGAAGCAUCCUAAAGGAUGCUACCGUGUCGGGGAGAAGAUCCUCUAUGUACGAAUGCUGAAUGAGCGUCAUGUGAUGGUGCGCAUCGGGGGAGGCUGGGAGACCUUGGGAUGUUACCUGCUGAAGCAUGACCCCUGCCGGAGUCCACCGGUCACCCCGGUCAGGACCUGUUGGGCCAAAGGGAAGUCCCCCAACAUGAAGGACCUCUUACCACUGUCACCAGACAGCUACAUGGUGGUGGGGGCACACUCCAGUGCCAAGAAAUAAAACAGGAAUCUGUUCAACCAUAAUAGAUAACUGACACCACAACCUAGCAAUGAAGCUUCCUGUUUAUGCUGAGCAUAUGAUGUUUUUUUUCUGGGGAUUUAUUUGAAUGAAAGCUAUUGCCUAGUGACCAGCGGGGUGUGGGUGUGUGUGUAUGUGUGUGUAGAUUUAUCUUUGGUGAAGUUGGGUUUAGUGGUUCACAUGUAUGUAGAAAGGUAUAUUUUAUCAUCUAAAGGAAUUCAACAAAAUACCUGGUAUGGUGUUAUUUUGGGGCAGCAGGUAGCCUAGUGGUUAGAGCGUUCGGACAGUAACCGAAAAGUUGCUAGAUUGAAUCCCUGAGCUGACAAGCUAAACAUCUGUCGUUCUGCCUGAACAAGGCAGUUAUUAAUGACCCACUGUUCCUAGGCCGUCAUUGUAAAUAAGAAUUUGUUCUUAACUGACUUGCCUAGUUAAAUAAAAAAAUUUAAAAAAUGUAAGAUUAGUUUGAAAAAGUGAUCUUACCUGUAAAAAUCAAUCCUGUAGUCUUUAAAAGAGUUGAUUCAGAAUGGCUAGUAUAGCUGAGAGGUAAUGGCAUUCAGAAUUGUAUUUUACUACAUUGGAUAAGGGCUCAUCUGAAGACUAUCCAGUCAUUUCUCUAUAAGAAUUGGUUUAUUGUAUUAUAAAAUAUUUUUGUUAGAACCCUGAGAGAAGACGAUAUAGGGAUCAGUUAUGAAAUGUUUAUUUUUCAUUAUUUUAUGUAUAUUUUGGAAUGUACUCUGAUUGAAUAUCAUGUAAUGACAUCACAUGGGCAUGAAAAAGGGCACAAAUGUGAACUAUCAAUUUAUCUGUAGUCAGAUGUUCGAUGGUUAGCUAUUACCUUGCAGCCUUGACUCUUUCUCAGUUGCUGGAAUUAACACGACUGAGGACACAGACAGAAAAUACACAACUUUCCUCUAGGUGGCACUGUGUCAUAAGCAAUAGAUGGUACAAGUAACACUUAGCCCAGGGUUUCUUAGCCUCUAUGGCUGAAUUUAGACAUGCACCACAAUUAUGAUAGUUUUUUUGACCAAUCAAAUCAGCCUUAAGAUGAUCUAAUUUGAAAAGACCUGUGAUUGGUCAAAAGACCUUUUGGUGGAAAAGAAGAUCAGAAUUGGGCUGCCUGUCUAAAUGCAGCCUAAUAUUAUUACAGGGAAUUCAUCCACUGAGGUCCACUUAAAGUAAGUCUAGCAUUUGGACUAAAUCAGUCAGCUCACUAACUGACAGAUGUCGGCAACAUCCGUGUGAUUGUUUUUAAAACCUCAUAAAUGCUGUAUUUAGUUUGGAGAAUGAAUAUGUGCUACAUACUGAUGAAAGACAAACUGAGAUGGAUGAUGGUGCUUUUUUUAUUGUCAAAUCAUGGCAUUCAUGUAAUUCCUCUGAAAAAUGUGCCACAUGUCCAACCAAACCUUUACUGCAGUGGUUGCAAGAACCAUAAUAGCCUAUUUGAUUAUACUCUCUAUGAGUGUGAAAUAGUGUACAUGUAAGCCCAGAUGGGCAGUACACAGGAAGAGGUUUACCUAAGCUCAGUGUUUUUCUGUUGUGACAUAAGAUGACAUAGACAUCUAAAAUACAUGAAAUAUACAGACACAUUUGACUUCAGAAUAGUAUAUGAAUUACAUUUUAUUUCAGUAAAAUAAAUUAGAUUUAAAAAAUGGACACAAGUUUGAAUACAUUAAAAGAAAUGAACCAUAAUGAUCUCAUGCGAGACUACAAUGUCUUUUGAUCGUCUUUCUCCAUCCUCGUGGAUUGAACCAGUAUAAAUGACAUGUAGAAAAUCAUAGCAGUGCUACUUAAAGAGGUGCCACUUGAAAUUGUGGCAUUUGUACACAGUGUCCCACAUUGCUCACACUGAACACUUUCCAGUUCCUCAUGAAACACUAGAAGUCCCAAUAAGAGAACUAUUUUGCAGUCACUUUUGCAUACAAGUUGUAUAUUGUGCUUACCCCUUCUCUCAUUAUUUUUUACAUGGCCAUUUGACCACUUUUUCAGAAAUCUUGCUCUGCUAUCCAUAUUUUUCUCUAUCAACCGGAUUAGCAACAAAACCUUUAUCAUUAUUCAAACAACGCAAUUGCAAUACUUGUAUUGUUUAUUGUAGCAAUUAUCCAUGCAUUCAAUACCAUUGGCCAAUUUAGAGAUCUAAGGGACAAAACCUGUACAUGUGUGUUGAUAUAAACUGGAGGAGAAGACUGUGGAUGAGCUCAGAAUGGCAGCAGAACACCACCAAUAUCCACAGCUCUUUUACAAGUCUGAGGUGGUGCUACAUGUAGUAACAAUGUUUGUAUGUUUCACUUUGUAGUCACUUUGAGGCAAUGUUUUUUUAUCUACAGUCAAACACUAAUUCACUGGAAAGGUUAUAGCUCAUCACCUCACCUCAUAACACUGCUGAAAAAGUGUCACAAUGAGUGUGCUUUUUUAAAACAUAGGUAACAAAACGGUGUUCCUUGAGUACUCUGUACUCACAAAAUACAUCAAUUCCAUCUUACCUGUAAUUCCAUCUUAAUUAAUGUGUAGUGCUAGCCUCCGAAGCCUGUCUGAACCCAGACCUGCCACAAAUAACAUGGCCUGAGUUUCAUCCCAGACCCUUUAUGUAAUACACAAGUGUGCUUGUAUCAUUAUUACACCUCUCAAGUCCUGCAAGAACUGGGUACUUACAGAGUACAUUAAUCAAAUGUUACCCAAAUGAGGGCCUUUUGACCUCUCCUGAUCUCUAUGAAUUGCGAAGGGGACUCAGAAAACUGCAAAGGGCCAGUAUGCCUGGGGCAAAAGUGGCACUGAAAUUAGAAAUGGUGAGCUCCCUCAAUUCAUUCGGCCCACUUGCAGGAAAGUGUUCGACUCAAAAGGGAUCCUUCAUACUAAAGUGAUGCAGUUGAUGCUUUAACAGGACAUCAUGUUGUCUGCAUACAAGCUGCCACAUUAUUGGUCUUGUCUCCAAGAGACCUGAGCUGAUUCCUAGUUUCCCCCUACUGAGGAAGAAUACAGAGAACAGCUAUGUGCAUCAAACGUGAGGAGAAAAGGAUUGAUAGACAGGAAAAAACAACAUACCAGUGGUGUUACUGAUGUAAACAUGACAUUGACUUUUCACAGCCCUACUGCUCUCUCAAUGUAAAUCUCAACAUGACCCAUUUUCACUGACAGAAGAAUAUUAACAGAAAUGUUGUGUUGAAUAAGACAUGGAUUCAAUGAUAAACUUUAACAGAAGCUUUGGGAAUCAAUGCUGUGCAAAUACCUGCAUUUUGCAGCAAUUCACACAAAACAAAUCACUCAAUGCAUUGAUACUUGCUACAAUGUGUUGUGCUAUGUGAAGGUUUUUGUGACAGAAUACAUUAAAUGCAAGUUCAACACUGGUAUCUGCAGUUCAAUUCCUGCCAAAUCCAAGACGGCAGGUAUUGUCACUUAUAACUGUAAAUUACCGUCUGUCAUUGUUUCUAAGUUUGAAUGUGUUACCAGAAGGUUACAUUUUUAUUAAUUGAACCACAUCCUUCAACAUACAAUAUUGACUGAUCCUUAAAGGUCCAAUGCAGACGUUUUUAUUUCAAUAUCAAAUCAUUUCUGGGUAAUAAUCAAGUACCUUACUGUGAUUGUUUUCAAUUAAAACAUCUUCAAACAGCUCUUACGCUAAAAUGGCAUUGUCAGUAUUAUUCCAACCUCAUAGUGUGGAAAUAUAUAUAAAACACAGACAAAUCACAUGUUUGACUGCACUGGACCUUUAACUGCCUCUGCUACUCUCAAACAGUACUUAAUGUGCCUUGCAAUCACUCUUAUUCUUCUAAUCAUGAAGCAUACAAUUUAUUCCAGCAAACAACAUCACUGAAGACCCAAAUUGCCAUUGUUACCUCGAAACAAACAGAAACAUUUUUUCUUAUUCAAGAGUUACUUUAUACAAACAAUGACCUGAAUCUACGUAGAGAUGCAUUUGUACAUACUGAAUCAUAGAAGCGUUGAAAGAUUUGCUCUUCAAAAUUGUAUCUUGCUGUUCCACCCCUGCCAUUUCCAGUUUGUGCUCUUGGUCCUCUGCUGCAUGAAGCAGGUUUUAGGCUUAAACUGUAAAGUCCUUCCUAGGGAUAAUGCUUGACAUCAGUCAGCUGAUUCAAAACAAUGGACAGUUUAUGCCAGCAUAAUUUUUUGUUGCGAACAAUAACAAACACAGUACAGACCACCCGACUAAAAGAGGAAUGAUGACAGGAUGC